Messenger RNA from Verruconis gallopava, 2861 nucleotides. RefSeq lists its product as uncharacterized. The transcript is spliced from 5 exons. Gene Ontology annotation, biological process: protein phosphorylation. Gene Ontology annotation, molecular function: ATP binding; protein serine/threonine kinase activity. The record is from RefSeq and is a predicted model, not a curated record. NCBI's taxonomy places the organism in Eukaryota, Fungi, Ascomycota, Dothideomycetes, Venturiales, Sympoventuriaceae. Bases 478 to 2442 code for a protein of 654 amino acids.
CGACCUUCCAAAUCACUGCGAACUGCCCGCUGCCCGCUGUCUGCCGCUCAUUGCCCACCGCCCACUGCCCGCUGCCCACUACUCGUCACCCCUUACCCACCGCCCUCUAACCCACCGCGAGUUGCGAGGCUGUGCGUACGCGUAUCAUGCCAGGACGGACGGCAAGAGUGGCCAAAGACUCAAAUUUACUUCGCCUGCAGACCUGAUUGCUAUCUGUCGCCCUCCCCGAACGUCGCCAUCCGACUCUGCAAACACCUUCACUGUCAACCUUUGUGACCCGUUCCCCUUUCAUAAACUUCCGCUUGUGCCCCUGUCAAACCUGCCCUGUCCCGAGUGAUCUGCCACCGCCCAUCUCCUGUUGCUUCUUGUAAAGUACUACUACCCCACAAUCAACCUCGCUCCCUUCCGAACCAACACUUCGCAGCGCACCGCCGCUGCACCCAUCACCCACUGCUAGACUGUACCCACACAGCCGCCAUGUCGUGGAAGUUGACCAAGAAGUUGAAAGAGACGCAUCUGGCGCCGCUCGCCAACACCUUCAGCAGAAGCUCAUCCACCGCUACCAUCACGCCAGAAGCCCCCCAACAGACGCCACGGCCAUCUAGCACCGACGGCAGUCCUCUCUCCCAGGUCAGCACACUGACGGCCGCCAAAGACCCGAACAAUGUUGCAUACUCAGAAGCGAACGCGGCAGCGCCGGCAGCGCCGCUCAAGCCUGGCAUCCUCAUAGUCACCUUGCACGAGGGCAGAGGCUUCCAAUUGCCUGCCCACCUGGAGGAGAAAUGGCAGCCGUCCCAUCACGCAGGCUCGCUGUCGCAGGGCGGUGGAUUCUCCGUCGCAGGCUCCAUGCGGCCCAACUCGUCCAGAGAUCCGAACCUUGCAGGUUCGUACGUGCGAGGCGGCCGCCCGCAGUCUUCGGCAGGUGCUAUCAACGCAGCCCCCACAAUUCAUGGUCGUUACAACAGCAGACAUUUGCCCUAUGCGCUCAUCGACUUCGACAAGCAGCAGGUCUUCAUCAACGCCGUGUCUGGUACGCCUGAGAACCCCCUCUGGGCUGGCGAGAGCACACAGUACAAGUUUGACGUCUCGCGCCCAACCGACAUCAGCAUUUCGCUGUACAUCCGCAAUCCCAAUGCACCUCCUAACUCGGCUCGUACCGACGAUGCCUUCAUCGGCACGCUGAAAGUUAAUCCGCGCUUCGAGGAGGUCGCCCUCGGCCCCGCGCAGGCGCAGGACGACGCGAAACUAAGCAAGAAGGACAAGGAGAAGGCAGCCCUGGCUAGAUCUGAGCAAGAGAAGGAAGGUGGACAGGUAGGUACGCAAUGGAUUGACGUUCAAUUUGGCGCCGGUCAAAUGAAGGUUGGCGUGCACUUUGUCGAGAACCGACAGCGUUCGCUCAAGAUCGAAGACUUUGAGCUACUCAAGGUCGUUGGCAAGGGCUCGUUCGGCAAAGUCAUGCAGGUCCAGAAGAAGGAUACCCAUCGUAUCUACGCGCUCAAGACCAUCCGCAAGGCGCACAUUAUUUCGCGGUCCGAGGUCGCGCACACGCUGGCCGAACGCUCCGUCCUCGCCCAAAUCAACAAUCCCUUCAUUGUUCCCUUGAAGUUUUCCUUCCAGUCGCCAGAGAAACUUUACCUUGUGCUAGCUUUCGUCAAUGGCGGCGAACUGUUCCAUCACUUGCAGCGGGAGCAGCGCUUCGACGUCAAUCGCGCGCGCUUCUACACUGCAGAGCUGCUCUGUGCUCUUGAGUGCUUGCAUGGUUUCAAUGUCAUCUACCGUGACUUGAAGCCAGAAAAUAUUCUUCUUGACUACACCGGCCACAUCGCGUUGUGCGAUUUCGGCUUGUGCAAGUUGGACAUGAAAGACGAAGAUAGGACGAAUACCUUCUGCGGUACACCUGAGUACCUCGCCCCGGAACUGCUGACAGGCGGUGGCUACACUAAGACAGUCGACUGGUGGACUCUCGGUGUUCUACUGUACGAAAUGCUGACGGGCCUUCCUCCCUUCUACGACGAAAAUACAAAUGAGAUGUAUCGGAAGAUCCUCACAGAGCCAUUGCACUUCCCGGGACCAGAGAUCGUUCCACCCGCUGCACGCGACCUCCUGACGAGGCUACUUGAUCGCAAUGCAGAGAAGCGACUAGGUGCCAAGGGUGCGAGCGAGAUCAAGACGCACCAUUUCUUCCAUAGCAUCGACUGGAGGAAGCUUUUGGAUCGCAAGUACGAGCCUACCUUCAAACCUAGCGUUGUUGAUGCACGUGACACUGCCAAUUUCGACCGUGAGUUCACGUCCGAGCCACCCACUGACUCGUACGUCGACGGGCCAAUGCUGUCAUCCACAAUGCAGCAGCAGUUUGCAGGUUGGUCGUACAAUAGACCUGUCGCCGGGCUGGGGGAUGCAGGAGGGAGUGUCAAGGACCCGAGCUUCGAAAACGUAGCGUAGAGAAUGCCCAAGAGAAAACCAAGACGAUGGCGGAAGCAGUAUCAUGUGAGAAUUCGGGGAAGCUGGGAGGCCUAGGCCACAAAGGGGGGGAACUUCGUUAGGUUUAUACAGUUCUUUGCUUUUCCCUCCUUUCUUUUCAAAGCGUGGCGGAUGCUGCUUCCACAUGCUCCUUUUUCAACGCCGUCGCCCUUAUUCUUCUUUCGACAUGAGAAAAAAAAAAGAGAGAGACUACAUCUAGCCCUCCCUUUUUGUUCUUGACGCAUAGUGUAUACAGAGGCUUGGGCGAGGGCGUUUUUUGCUACGGGAUCUGUUUUUUGUUCUGCUCGAGACAGCCGUUCAUCCUCUGGACCCACAUCCAACAAAGACAAGGGAGACAUGGUCUCAUGGUAGAUAUCAAUUUCGAAUGAGGACUUUUAUGA